Thecamonas trahens ATCC 50062 is the source of this 483-nucleotide messenger RNA. RefSeq names its product 60S ribosomal protein L27a. Gene Ontology annotation, cellular component: ribosome; cytosolic large ribosomal subunit. Gene Ontology annotation, biological process: translation. NCBI's taxonomy places the organism in Eukaryota, Apusomonadida, Apusomonadidae. The coding region runs from base 14 to 454 and encodes 146 amino acids. The record is from RefSeq and is a predicted model, not a curated record. Gene Ontology annotation, molecular function: structural constituent of ribosome. The transcript is spliced from 2 exons.
ACCACUCCACACAAUGACGACCACUCUGAAGAAGAACCGUAAGAAGCGCGGCCACGUGUCGGCCGGUCACGGUCGUGUGGGCAAGCACCGCAAGCACCCGUCUGGCCGCGGUAACGCCGGUGGCCAGCACCAUCACCGCACCAACUUUGACAAGUUCCACCCCGGUUACUUCGGUAAGGUCGGUAUGCGCCAGUUCCACUACAACAAGAACGCCCACUACUGCCCGACUGUCAACCUUGACAAGCUCGCCGCGCUCGUCCCGGCCUCGAUCAAGGAGGCCGUCAAGGCCGAUGCCUCCAAGGUCCCCGUCCUUGACGUCGGUAACAAGGGCUUCUUCAAGGUCCUCGGCCGCGGUCAGAUCUCCAUCCCGCUCAUCGUCAAGGCCAAGUUCUUCUCGCGCAAGGCCGAGGCCAAGAUCCUCGAGGCUGGCGGCGCCUGCGUCCUCACUGCCUGAAGGGGAGAGGUAAACCAAAAGAGCAACAA